GCUGGUCAGAGGAUGGCUAAAGUUCUCCCAGCCCCACUUACUCACGGUGGCAGCGGCGACACUCCAGUCUAAGAGCAGCCGGGAUCGACAGCCAGGAGGGCUGGGGCUGCCCCGUUCGGGGUGAGGGGGAGGCCGGGGGGCCGAGGGGGCCGGAGGCCGGGACGAGUGCAAUAUUGGCGGGGGAAAGAACAACACUGCACCGCGUCCCGUCCCUCCCGCCCGCCCGGGGCCCGGAAUCCCGCUCUCCACCGCUGGAAGCUGGACCAGCCCGAGAACCCAGGACGCGUUGGGGAGUUGGGUUCACCUUGGAGGCCAGAGAGACUUGGCGCCCGGAAGAGGGUGAAGGGGGUGGUAAGGGGAGGGAAAAAGGGAAAAGGAGACCGCGAUAUCCCGGAAGGCCGCUUUCCGACGCCCAGGCGUUGCGCGCGCUUGCUCUUUAAAUACUCAGACUGCUAGGCGCGGAGCCGUCGCCAUGGUGACGCGUGUCCCAGCAACCGAACUGAAUGGCUAUUGCCUGGCAACGCCCGGGGUUGAAGUUUUGGGGCCGCCCACCUAGCUACUCGCGCUUUCUCUAGCCUGAGGGGGCGGGGGCUUCCCCGCCUCUUCGGCCAGCUCCCCGGCGCGAUGACGUAACGCCCCCAGUCCCGAGCCCGCCCCCGGGUCCCGCGGCUGCACAAAGCCGCGCCAAGUCGGCGGAGCAGCGCGGGCCUGCGAGCUCUCCGGCUUCCCUCCAAUCCCGCCGCACCGAAGUGUUCUUAAAGUUCAUUUCGCAAUCCGUGUUCUUUGGGGCUAACAAUUGUUUCCUAAUGCGGACGUAAUUGCUUCUGUCGGUCUAGACUGCAAUCCAGGACCUCCGGAGGGGGCCCGAUAAGCUCCACGUGCGCCGCUGUGGCCCCAAACACUCCUCCGUCCCACAUGUUUCUGCCCUUCAAAAUAUAACUUGGUCUUCCCAAAUCACGCACCCUCAUAUACUGUUUUGCACCACCCCGGCCACCUUGUGCGUACCUGCCCCAAACGCCACUCUGCUCUCCAAAGGAUAGUUUCGUGCCCCUCAAUACCACCUGUCGCCCCACCUAUUCUCUGCUUCCUAAAUGCGUAACUAGUCUGCCCCAUUCCGCCUCCCACAUCCCGAUGUCCUCGCCCAAAUACCUGGGUGCCCCUUCCACAUAACUCAGGACCCCACCCACUUAGCGCCAUUUCCUCCAGACGGCGCUGCGACAGGUCUGAGUCCCCUCCUAAAACCCGCAGCCCCUCCAUCGAUGAUACAGUGUGUUCCUCCCCUUCUCUGUCCAAGCCACUGCCUCUCCUGGCCAGGGCCGGCUCUGCCCAGUCUCUCUCUGCCCCUACUUCGGCAGUGCCACCCAGCCUCCUCUCCCCAGACCCGGGGAGCCCCUCAGCCCUCUCGGGCAGGCCGGGUGAAGCUCUCGGUGACCGCUAGAGGGCGGGAGAGCCCGGCCAGAGAGCCGCCGCUACCUGGUGGAUUCGGGGAAAGGAAAGACCCUAGGGUUUGGUGGAAUUUCGUAUUUCUCUAAGUGGAAAUUUCUUCCCCCGCCCCCUUCUAGAGAUAAAGUCAAGGAAGGAACUUGGGCUGCUGGAAAGUCCUGCAGGGGCGGGGACUGUGGGUUUCGGGGUAGAACUGUGUGUGGAACUGGACAGGGAGACGUCAGAAGGGUGGGGCUAUUCUGGGAAGUAGUGGGGGGAAGGGGUCCAAAACUAGCACCCAGUUUACUCAUUGGCGAGCCUUCCCCUCCUUUCUCAGCCCCCAGAGUGGGACUCCAAGCGACCCAGUGAGAAUGGAACAAUGGUGUGGAGGACCCACUAUGCCGGCCUUGGGCUAAGACUUUGACCUAGUCCAAUUUCUCUGUUACUUUCCUCACCAAGGCUGUUGUCCUGGGGCUAAAAUAGGACCAUGGGGACCCAGGUCAGGUUCCAGACUUCCUCCACCACCUUCUGGAGCCAGGGAGUGGUUGGUGAAAGGGGGGAGGCCAGUCAGAAAACAAACAGGUUGUCAGAGAGUUGAGUGAUUGAAGCCCACAUACCUUAUUUAAGGGGCCAGAAAUGGCUGGGGAGGAGGAGGAAGAGGUUGGAGGUAGGGAAAGGGAGGGGGGGGGUGGAGCUUUGUCACCUGUCACCUGCUCUGGCUGAGCCUAGGGCGGGCGGGGGACCGGUAUAAAGCAGCUGGUGCCUGUGUCCGCUCCACCUCGUGGGCAGCUCCGGCCUGAGUUUGUCUGUCUCCCCACCACUUUGGCACCACCAUGACACCGGACAUCCAGGCCCCUUUCCUCUUUCUGCUGCUGUUGCUCCCAGUGCUUACAGCUGCCAAUGGCACUACCAUAACAAUCUCUGACCCCAGCAGACCUAUACAGGCUUCCAGUACACAAGGCAGCCCAACGUCCAGUCCCACUAAAGAAACUUCUUGGAGCACAACCACCACCUCACUCACAGCCAGCAGCCCCAACCCCAGCCCCACUGCCUCUCCAGGCCACGAUGAUGCCUCAUCUCUGACCGGCAGCCCUGCCCCAAGCCCAGCUGCCUCUCCAGGCCAUGACAGUGCCUUGACUUCAGCCAGCAGCCCUGCCCCGAGCCCGGCCGCCUCUCCAGGCCACGACGGCGCCUCGACUCUGACCGGCAGCCCUGCCCCAAGCCCAGCUGCCUCUCCAGGCCACGACAGUGCCUCGACUUCAGCCAGCAGCCCUGCCCCAAGCCCGGCCGCCUCUCCAGGCCCCGACAGUGCCUUGACUUCAGCCAGCAGCCCUGCCCCAAGCCCGGCCGCCUCUCCAGGCCACGACAGUGCCUCGACUUCAGCCAGCAGCCCUGCCCCGAGCCCGGCCGCCUCUCCCAGCCACGACGGCGCCUCGACUCCGACCGGCAGCCCUGCCCCAAGCCCGGCCGCCUCUCCAGGCCACGACAGUGCCUCGACUUCAGCCAGCAGCCCUGUCCCAAGCCCGGCCGCCUCUCCAGGCCAUGACAGUGCCUUGACUUCAGCCAGCAGCCCUGCCCCAAGCCCGGCCGCCUCUCCAGGCCAUGACAGUGCCUUGACUUCAGCCAGCAGCCCUGUCCCAAGCCCGGCCGCCGCCUCGACUCCUACCAGCAGCCCUGCCCCAAGCCCGGCCGCCUCUCCAGGCCACGACAGUGCCUCGACUUCAGCCAGCAGCCCUGCCCCGAGCCCGGCCGCCUCUCCCAGCCACGACGGCGCCUCGACUCCGACCGGCAGCCCUGCCCCGAGCCCGGCCGCCUCUCCAGGCCAUGACAGUGCCUCGGCUUCAGCCAGCAGCCCUGCCCCAAGCCCGGCCGCCUCUCCAGGCCAUGACAGUGCCUUGACUUCAGCCAGCAGCCCUGCCCCAAGCCCGGCCGCCUCUCCAGGCCAUGACAGUGCCUUGACUUCAGCCAGCAGCCCUGCCCCAAGCCCGGCCGCCGCCUCGACCCCGACCAGCAGCCCUGCCCCAAGCCCGGCCGCCUCUCCAGGCCACGACAGUGCCUCGACUUCAGCCAGCAGCCCUGCCCCGAGCCCGGCCGCCUCUCCCAGCCACGACGGCGCCUCGACUCCGACCGGCAGCCCUGCCCCGAGCCCGGCCGCCUCUCCAGGCCACGACAGUGCCUCGACUUCAGCCAGCAGCCCUGCCCCGAGCCCGGCCGCCUCUCCCAGCCACGACGGCGCCUCGACUCCGACCGGCAGCCCUGCCCCGAGCCCGGCCGCCUCUCCAGGCCACGACAGUGCCUCGACUUCAGCCAGCAGCCCUGCCCCGAGCCCGGCCGCCUCUCCCAGCCACGACGGCGCCUCGACUCCGACCGGCAGCCCUGCCCCGAGCCCGGCCGCCUCUCCAGGCCCCGACAGUGCCUUGACUUCAGCCAGCAGCCCUGCCCCGAGCCCGGCCGCCUCUCCAGGCCCCGACAGUGCCUUGACUUCAGCCAGCAGCCCUGCCCCGAGCCCGGCCGCCUCUCCAGGCCCCGACAGUGCCUCGACUCCCACCGGCAGCCCUGCCCCGAGCCCGGCUGCCUCUCCAGGCCACCACGGCCCCUCAACUCCGACUGGCAGCCCUGCCCCAAGCCCGGCUGCCUCUCCAGGCCCCAACAGUGCCUUGACUUCAGCCAGCAGCCCUGCCCCAAGCCCGGCCGCCUCUCCAGGCCAUGACAGUGCCUUGACUUCAGCCAGCAGCCCUGCCCCAAGCCUGGCUGCCUCUCCAGGCCCCGACAGUGCCUCGACUUCAGCCAGCAGCCCUGCCCCAAGCCCGGCCGCCUCUCCAGGCCAUGACAGUGCCUUGACUUCAGCCAGCAGCCCUGUCCCAAGCCCGGCCGCCACCUCGACUCCGACCGGCAGCCCUGCCCCAAGCCCGGCCGCCUCUCCAGGCCACGACGGCGCCUCGACUCUGACCGGCAGCCCUGCCCCGAGCCCGGCCGCCUCUCCAGGCCACGACGGCGCCUCGACUCCGACCGGCAGCCCUGCCCCAAGCCCGGCCGCCUCUCCAGGCCACGACGGCGCCUCGACUCCGACCGGCAGCCCUGCCCCGAGCCCGGCCGCCUCUCCAGGCCACGACGGCGCCUCGACUCCGACCGGCAGCCCUGCCCCGACCCCAACUGCCUCUCCAGGCCAUGACAGUGUCCCAUCCCUGACCAGCAGCCCUGCCCCAGGCCCUACGGCCUCUCCGGGUCACCAUGGCGCCUCGUCCCCAACCAGCAGUGACACCUCAUCCGUGACCACCAGCUCUGCCUCGAGCUCCAUGGUCACUUCAGCACACAAGGGCACCUCAUCCGGGGCUACCAUGGCCCCAGCCAGCAAGGCCACUCCAUCCUCAGUUCCCAGCUCUGAAACUGCUCCCUCUGCUGCCAGCCACAUUACCAGGACAGCUGCCAGCAGCACUAGCCCCCAACAGUUGCCUGUUAGGGUCUUCCUGUUCUCCCUGUCUUUUCGCAUUACAAACCUCCAGUUUAACUCUUCCCUGGAAGAUCCCCAAACUGGCUACUACCAGGAGCUGCAAAGACGCAUUUUGGACUUGUUUUCGCAGAUUUAUAAACAGAGGGAGAGGGAUUUUCUGGGCCUCUCAGAGAUCAAGUUCAGGCCAGGAUCUGUGGUGGCAGAAUUAACUCUGGCCUUCGGAGAGAAUACCACUGCCGAAUGGGUGAAGACACAGCUCAGUCAGCUUGAAGCACAGGCAGUCAAAUAUAACCUGACCAUCACUGAAGUUAGUGUGCAUGAUGCCCUGUCUCCUUCCUCUGCCCAGUCUGGGUCUGGGGUGCCCGCUUGGGGCAUCGCCCUGCUGGUGCUGGUCUGUGUUCUGGUCGCGCUGGCCAUCAUCUAUCUCAUUGCCCUGGUUGUCUGUCAGUGUGGACAAAAGAAAUGUGAGCAGCUGGACAUCUUUCCAACCCUGGAUGCCUACCAUCCUAUGAGCGAGUACUCCACCUACCACACCCACGGGCGCUAUGUGCCCCCUGGCAGUACCAAACGGAGCCCCUAUGAGGAGGUUUCUGCAGGCAACGGUGGCAGCAACCUCUCUUAUACAAACCUGGCAGCCACUUCUGCCAACUUGUAGGGACAUGUUGUCUGCUGAGAGUCCAGCCAGUACUGGCUGCCUCCCUGGAAUUCUUCACUUCUGAGGACCCCCACCCCCAACUCUGUUCUGGGCUAGUGAGCUGGGCAUUCAGGUGGGCUGCUCACAGCCUCCCUCACAGGACCCACCAAGUCCCCUAACCCAUCUUAGCCCUGGUGAAGCCCGCCUGGGCCCCUGGGGACAUGCCAGAGGCAGCGGCUCCCAGGAGGAUUGCCUGGAAUGCUUGGAGAUGGGAGUGGGAACGUGAACAUGGCUGAAUAAAAUGUGGGCCUCCUCUGAGCCCACUACCAGCUUCUGA
Cervus elaphus (red deer) is the source of this 5844-nucleotide messenger RNA. It is a transcript of the gene MUC1, whose product is annotated as mucin 1, cell surface associated. The coding region runs from base 2256 to 5528 and encodes 1090 amino acids. NCBI's taxonomy places the organism in Eukaryota, Metazoa, Chordata, Mammalia, Artiodactyla, Cervidae. The transcript is spliced from 7 exons. The record is from RefSeq and is a predicted model, not a curated record. Gene Ontology annotation, cellular component: apical plasma membrane.